UUCCCUUCAGUUCGUCCUCAGUGCAGGACAACAUCGGCGGAGGGCGAGCCAAUUACAGUGCAGUUCGUCCUCAGUGCAGGGCAACAGCGGGCGGGACAGACCGAACUAUUCCGAUCCAGCCCGGCCCAGUCGCACACGGCAGCGAUAUCCUGUAGCAUUAAUCACCGUUUAAGAACUACAAUGGAGGCCAUUGUCCGUCGCUGUCCAUUCCUUUCACGUGUAUCCCAGACUUUUCUUCAGAAGGCUGGCAAGUCACUGAUCUACUAUGCUCAACACUGUCCUGUUAUGAUGAUGAAGGCAGGAGCCAAACCUAUAACCCGGACUGUCGCCACCUCUGCUGCUCACUGUCAACAGACCAAAGAAACCACCCCGGUGAAUGAGAAACCCACAAGUUUGACGUCAGCCCCAAGUGCCCCAGCUUCUCAGCUUCCCCCUGGACACCCAGUCCCUAAUGCUGGACAGACAAUUGCUUCCAAAUGUCCAUUCCUUGCUGGUGAGAUGAGCCAUGGUAAGAGCUCGGUUGUACGAAAAGCCAGUGUGGAGCUAUCAGAGGAUGUGCAACAGAUGCACGCUGUGAGGAAAGAGUUACCUGUGUCAUCGGUCGACUUGACUGUUACCAACAUCCAAAAGGAAGCUGGCCUGCAAAAGAACCUGAAUAAUGGGGCAAAGCAAAAGCCUUCAAUUUCUCACCUCAUUCAGGACAACAUACCAAAAUCCAUUUCAGCUUUUAAAUAUGAUGGAUUCUUUGAAAAAAAGAUUGAUGAGAAGAAGAAAGAUCAUACUUACCGUGUCUUCAAAACUGUGAAUCGCCGUGCUGAUGUAUUUCCUAUGGCAGAUGACUAUUCUGAUUCUGUGAGUGUCAAGAAGGAAGUUUCUGUUUGGUGCAGCAAUGAUUACCUUGGAAUGAGCCGUCACCCACGUGUUGUGGGCUCUAUCAUGGACACCCUUCGAAGUCAUGGUGCUGGAGCUGGUGGAACCAGGAAUAUUUCUGGAACCAGCAAGUAUCACGUUGAUUUAGAAAAUGAAUUGGCUGAUCUCCAUGGCAAAGAUGCAGCACUACUGUUCUCAUCAUGCUUUGUGGCAAAUGAUUCUACCCUCUUUACACUGGCCAAAAUGCUCCCAGGAUGUGAAAUCUACUCUGAUGCCGGAAACCAUGCCUCCAUGAUACAAGGCAUACGAAACAGUGGAGUUCCAAAGUUUAUAUUUCGUCACAAUGAUGUCAAUCAUCUACGAGAGCUAUUGAAGAAUUCUGACUCGGCUACUCCAAAGAUUGUAGCCUUUGAGACAGUCCAUUCAAUGGAUGGUGCGGUCUGUCCUUUGGAGGAGAUGUGUAAUGUAGCCCAUCAAUAUGGUGCAAUAACUUUUGUUGAUGAAGUCCAUGCUGUUGGCCUUUAUGGCUCUAGGGGUGGAGGAAUAGGAGAUCGAGAUGGAGUCAUGCAUAAAAUGGAUAUAAUAUCUGGAACACUGGGAAAGGCAUUCGGUUGUGUUGGUGGCUACAUAGCCAGUACUGCCUCUCUUAUAGAUACUGUGCGGUCAUAUGCUGCUGGCUUCAUCUUCACUACCUCAUUGCCCCCAAUGUUGCUUUCUGGUGCUUUGCAAUCUGUCCAAUUCCUGAAAAGUGGGGAUGGUCGAGCUCUGCGCCGUAGGCACCAGCGCAAUGUUAAACACCUGCGUCAGUUACUGAUGGAUGCUGGUUUACCUGUGGUUCACUGUCCCAGUCACAUCAUUCCAGUCCGAGUUGCAGAUGCUGCUAAAAACACUCAGAUCUGUGAUGAAUUGCUAAGUAAAUAUAACAUUUACGUCCAAGCUAUCAAUUACCCCACUGUUGCACGUGGUGAGGAACUCUUGCGUAUUGCCCCAACCCCACAUCACACCCCUGAGAUGAUGAAUAACUUUGUUGAAAAACUAGUAACAACAUGGAAGGAUGUUGGAUUGGAGUUGAAGGCCCAUUCCUCAGCUGAAUGUAACUUCUGCAGAAGACCUCUACAUUUUGAGAUGAUGUGUGACCGGGAAAUAUCCUAUUUCAAUGGAAUGAGCAACCUGAUAUCUGUGAAAGCCUAGAUCAAUGUGCUUCAGGACUGUCUUUGUAUGAGAACUUAAAUUUAGACCAUAUAAUGUAUGUUUUUAUGAAAAUUUACAUAUUUACAUAUUUAAUUAUACAAGAUUAUUUCCAUAGACUAAAAAUACUUAAUUAAAAAAGGCAAAACUGUUUUUAUGUCUGUCUCAUGUUAUUAAAAUAUAAUAAUGGUCUAAGUUUUUUUUUCUACUCCUGAAAGUAGCAGGAACAACUGCACAUUUUAAUCUCCUAAAAUGAAGGGUGAAAUAAGAGGCCUUUAAAAUAACAGGUAUAUUUGAUUACAUUUAGGGAGUUUGGGGGUGGAGGGAAAUAGAACGUAGAACUUUACAGCACAGUACAGGCCCUUCGGCCCUCUGUUGCGCUGACCUAUGAAACCACUCUGUAGCCCAUCUAACCUACACUAUUCCGUAUGUUUAUCCAAUUCCCAUUUAAAUGUCCUUAAAGCUGGCGAGUCUCCUACUGUGGCAGGCAGGGCAUAACACAUCCUUACUACUGAGUAAAGAACCUACCUCUGACAUCUGUCCUAUAUUUAUCAGUGUUUGAUCAUGGGUCACCUUAAGUCCAUUUUUAAAAAAAAAGACUUUAUCAAAAUUUAGCUGAAAAUUCCCCAUUCUAAGUGGCAAUAUACAUAUCUAGUUUCCUUUUACUGUCUGUGUCCUUGUUCAAAUAUGUUGAUUUGGGUUGGAUGCUGGCUAAGUGGUUUGUUCAGAGUAGGUUUAGAUCAUUUCAGUUGUCACCUGCUGCUAUGUUAUAAGUUCUUCUUCUGUAAUCAAUAAAUAUCACAUCUUGUCAGGAACAAUUCAAUCUGUAGAAUGGUUCCAGUAUUAUUGAAAAUACUUGCCCAAGCUUUUAUCCGACACUAACUUGGAGCUUGAACACAAUGCAACCUUGGAAAUGAGUUGUACAGCCUAUCAUACCCUAGGCUUGUUUUGCUGGUACCAGCCCAAAAGUGAGAUUUUUAUCUAGAUCAAAGAUAUACAUUUAUGAUUUUAAUUUGAUAUCAAACUGAAUUAGUAUUGUUACUUUUUAUAAAAUGGGAUAGGAAAGAAGAUACAGAAUUUAGUAGCACCAAAUUGAUCAUCCUCUCCACUAAAGAUCUGAAAGCAAGCUUAGUAUCCCAGUGUGUUCCAUAUUGUUGUUCUUAAUGGGCCUAAAGUUGCAAGUGAGACGGUAGCAAAGGUUCAGCAGCUGGUGAAAAUAUUAAUGUCUUGUGAAGUUGAGGAAUAUUUUAAUUGAUUUUCUUUUUGUUGUUGUGAAAUGUCUUCCAACACAUGCACCUAAUUGAGUUUCAGAUCCAUCCUAUUUCUCCACUGUUUAAAAUGUUAAUUCCUUUUUCAACCAGUGUUGUAUCAGUUUCAUUCCCUGGGUCUGAUGUCUGCAUAAUAUUACUCAAUCUCUCCAUUUCCUCUUAGCUUUAGUAGAAUUGAUCCCUUGCUUCCCACACAGAGCAAGUAAUCUCUAUUAACUCAGUGGAGAAACUUCUUCAAAUCUCUUGAUUCGGUUUGCUCAAGUGGCAAUGGUUUUAUCAUAUUAAAAGUUGUCUUAACUUGCAGUUUUUCAUUCCAUGUAUCAUGUUAGACCAACACGUUUUAAUAAAGGUGUUCACAGUA
Molecule: messenger RNA, 3687 nt
Organism: Hemiscyllium ocellatum (epaulette shark)
Lineage: Eukaryota; Metazoa; Chordata; Chondrichthyes; Orectolobiformes; Hemiscylliidae
Gene: alas1
Product: aminolevulinate, delta-, synthase 1
Exons: 11
Coding region: 181-2061 (626 amino acids)
Biological process (GO): hemoglobin biosynthetic process; heme biosynthetic process; erythrocyte development
Cellular component (GO): mitochondrial matrix; mitochondrion
Molecular function (GO): 5-aminolevulinate synthase activity; pyridoxal phosphate binding
Source: RefSeq, a predicted model, not a curated record